AUGGGUCAAGCCACCACCAACAUUUUCCUAUGGACAGGCCUUGCCGUUGGUGCGCUUGCCCAGUUCAGCCAAAAGAUUGACUUGGCUGCCCUGGGACCAGUGUACCAACCGGCGGCCAAUCAUUCCUUCCAGGCCUUUGCUACCGCCAAACAGCAAGCUACAGACGCCAUCAAUCAGGUGAUAGCCACGGGCAACAACACCUACGGAGUUUUGGACAACCAAGGAACAUCAUUUUCAGCAUCCGUGUUCGAUCUGACCAGUAACGAGUAUCUGUUCGAGUUUCAUUUUGAAGCACCGGGACUCAAUGGCUCGCUUACCAAAGGGAAACUCACCGAAAACACCAUCUAUCGGACUGGGAGUCUGGGGAAGCUUUUGACGAUUUACAAUUGGCUGGUCGACAUUGGCGACGAGGUCUAUCUGGAUCCAAUCACUAAAUAUCUUCCUGAAUUGGAGGCUGCAGUCAAGUCGUACAAGAAUCCGCUCCUGUCGACCAACUGGAGUGAAGUCACCGUUGGAUCGUUGGCCUCGCAAAUCUCAGGCAUGGGGCGUGAUUUCCACCUAGGUGACCUCGCAAUUCAAUCAUUCCAGUCUCCCCCUGUAUCUGAUACGGUGGACAAGGAUGGAUAUCCUCCACUGGGAAACGAGAGCAUCAUUGAGUGCAACUCUUAUGGCGAUUCUCUUCCAUCGUGUACAAGAGCACAAUUUCUUCGGGGCGUCAUCGAACACCCACCCGUCUUUCCCUCGUAUACGACUCCGAGCUAUUCGAAUCUCGCGUAUGCUAUUCUGGGCCUUGCUUACGAGAACAUCACCGGCAAGUCCAUCUCGGAUGGUAUGCGAGAGCUCUACAAUGACAGAUUGGGGAUGACUUCGACGACACCAACGGCCCCUCCGAAUGGUUCAGAUGCCAUUAUCCCAAGAAAUGACAGUUAUGCAGUCUUUACCUACGACAUAGGCAUCCAACGACCUGCUGGUGGGCAGUAUAUUACAACAAAAGAUCUCAAGACCUGGGGUCAAGCCAUUUUGAGCAACAAGCUACUACCAGGCUUUGUCACACGCAGAUGGAUGAAGCCGACAACGUUCACGUCACAGUGGGAGUCGGCAGUUGGUGCUCCGUGGGAAAUCUACAGAUAUACGAUACCCGCCGACACAAUCAUUAAUGCUAGCCGCAUUGUAGACGCAUACACUAAAUCCGGAGACAUUGGCGUGUACUCGACAGUGUUCGGUCUUGUCCCAGACUAUAAUCUUGGGUUCACCGUCUUGACCGCGGGUGACAAUCCCAACAGCCAGGUGCCUCCGGUUCGAGGUCCUCUCGUUGAUAUUUUUUACAAAGCCGCAGAAGCCGCGGCCAAGGAACAAGCCAAGAGAGCUUUCACCGGUACCUUCAAAUCCAGCGAUCGAAACUCGUCCAUCACACUGGUCGUCGACGGAGGGGCAGGAGUCAAGGUCGAGCAGUGGACGAGCAACGGCACGGAUUUCUUGACCCAGGAGUACCUGAAAUCGUAUCACGACUUCCGACUUUUCCCUACGGAACUGAGUACAGAGGCAGAUGGCCUCACGUACUACAAAUACCACCUCGACAGCUUUGUCAAUCCAAACGGGGAACCUUUUACGGGAGACCCUUGGGCGGAGUACAAUGACUAUUGGAUUCAGAUUGACUCCAACAUCUACGACAAUCUUUCCACCGAUGCAUUCGUCAUCGGCUUUGACAAGGACGGUAUUGUACAGAGCGUGGCUUCUCAAGCCUUGAGGACCACAAUGGUGCGGUCUUCCUAG
This is a messenger RNA of Exophiala oligosperma, 1773 nucleotides long. RefSeq lists its product as uncharacterized. The transcript has 7 exons. Lineage: Eukaryota; Fungi; Ascomycota; Eurotiomycetes; Chaetothyriales; Herpotrichiellaceae. Bases 1 to 1773 code for a protein of 590 amino acids. The record is from RefSeq and is a predicted model, not a curated record.